AUGAAGCCUGCACAAGUUCCAGAGUGGAAACGAAAGCUUUUAGAAAAACGUCAAAGCAAAGGCAACACAGUGACUGAUGAAUUGGAAAAGAAGCUUCAAGAACGAAACAGUCAACAAGAAACUAAAGGGGAACCUCCCCUUGAACAACCUGUUACAAAGACACAAGACCAACCCGUUAAAGAAGAGUCUUCCAAGCAACAAGAACAACCAAUUGAAGUCAAAGAGACUUUGAAGUCAAUUCAAGAAACACCAAAAGAACGACAACAGAGUGUAGAACAAAAUAAAGAAUCAACAGGAGACGAGCCACUUCAAAUAAUCCCCCAUCGACCAAAAUCAAUGCGAAGAUCAAAAACUGAAAAUACAAAAGUCGAAGUAAAAACUGAAAAAUUGCAGUCUGACAAAAAAAUGGAAGACACCCCACAAGCUCUAAGAAAGUCGGUGAAAGCAACAACCCCCGUCACACAAGGCAAACCAACAGUGAACGCGAAGUUGAUUUGUCUUGGUGAGAGUGGGACUGGGAAAUCGUCGAUCAUUGAAAAGUUAGUCAAUGACAUUUUCAGAAAUGCGUAUGUCGCGACUAUUGGGGCAGAUUGGAGUAAAAAGGAAUUCAAAUUGAAGGAAGCGCAGUUUGUAGCGACGAUAUGGGAUACUGCUGGACAAGAACGAUUCAGAAAUGUAACAGCCGGGUGUUACAGAGAUGUCAAUGGUGUAGUGUUUGUGUUUGAUGUAUCGAACAGAGCGUCUUUUGAAGGAAUAUCAUUUUGGAUAGCAGAUGUCAAAGAAAAAGGAAAUACUAAAUAUGGAACAAUACUGUGUGGAAAUAAAGCGGACUUGGAAGUCAGAGCAGUCUCUACACAAGAAGGACAAGCACUUGCUGACAAGUUUGGGAUGAAAUACUUUGAAACCUCGGCGAAAGAAGGAACAAAUAUCCAAACGAUGUUUGAAACCCUCUUGGCAGACGCAUAUAAGCUCGACCCCGAAAUGGGGACGAGAGGAAGUCUGAAGAAAUUGCCGAUAGAAGAGAAACAAAAACAACAACCACAAAGCUCGGGGUGUUGCUGA
Molecule: messenger RNA, 1062 nt
Organism: Entamoeba invadens IP1
Lineage: Eukaryota; Evosea; Mastigamoebida; Endamoebidae
Exons: 3
Coding region: 1-1062 (353 amino acids)
Cellular component (GO): Golgi apparatus; endosome
Molecular function (GO): GTP binding; GTPase activity
Source: RefSeq, a predicted model, not a curated record